Acanthosepion pharaonis is the source of this 1068-nucleotide messenger RNA. NCBI's taxonomy places the organism in Eukaryota, Metazoa, Mollusca, Cephalopoda, Sepiida, Sepiidae. The record is from the annotation of a GenBank genome assembly.
AUGGUAUCUUUCCGAUGGCCAAGUGCCAUCUUAAGCCCGUUCACCUCUCUGUCCGCACCAAUAUACCUGCAAUUCAAUUAUUUAUCGACUGAGAAUCGGCGCGAUUUUUGUGGCGUUGAAAACAAAGGAAAAUCGAGAAAAUCCAUUGUUUGGAUGGAAUUUAUAUUCCCCGUCAGUAGCAUCAUGACCCCAUCUUUCUAUCAUUUUUUUACUUUCUUUUUCUCGUUUUUCUUUCGUCCUUUUCUUCCUUUUUCCUAUUCCUUUCUUUUUCUCAUUUCUUUCUUUCUUCCUUUUCUCAUUUCUUCUUUUACUCAGUUGUUUCUUCCUUUUCACAUUUUUCUUUCUUUCUUUUCUUCCUUUUUCUCAUUCCUUUCUUUCUUUCUUUCUUUCUUUCAUUUCUUACUUCCUUUUGUUCCUUUUCAGAUUUUCUUUCUUUUCUUCCUUUUUCUCAUUUCUUUCUUUCUUUCUUUCAUUUCUUACUUCCUUUUCUUCCUUUUUCGCAUUUUCUUUUUCUUCCUUUUUCUCAUUUCUUUCUUUCUUUGCUUCCUUUUCUCAUUUCUUUUUCUCAUUUCUUUCGUCCUUUUAUUCAUUUUCUCAUUUCUUUCUUUCUUUCUUUCCUUUCUUACUUCCUUUUCUUCCUUUUUAUUUCUUCCUUUUUCUCAUCUCUUUCUUUCUUUCAUUUCUUUUUACUUCUUUUUCUCAAUUCUUCCUUUUCAUCCGUCAUCGUUUUCAUUUCCUUCUUCGUUUGUGACAUGUACCCGACAUAAUCGGCUCCGUAUCUAUGCUAUUUGCUCUUGCCUGCCAGCUCUCUCAGUAUUUAUAUCUAUACCCUUUGUUAAUAUCUACCUCAGUCUAUUCAUAUCUAUCUAUCUAUCUAUCUAUCUAUCUAUCUAUCUCGAUCUCACCCUAUCUCUCUAUUUAGAUCUGUUACUCUCUGUCACGAUUAUCCUUGUCUCUUCAUAUCUAUGUACUGUCUAUCCUUGUCUCUUCAUAUCUAUUAAAGAGACAAAUACAGAGAUAUCUAUCUCCAUCUGUUCAUAUCUAUCUAUCUAUCUAUCUAUCUAUUGA